AUGCUCGAAAAACCGUACAUUACAUAUUGCAACAAAAUCUUUUUUCAUCCAUCACUUUUGGCACCCCCCACCACCCAGUGUCCACCAAAAGAUUUGUCGACGAGCGCCCGAGCCAUGAACGCCAAUUUCCAGUACAACACGCCCUACUACUAUAACCAAGGGCUGGCGGCACUGAACGGCGCCCCCAGCGCCGCCGGCGGCCAGCAGGCGCCGCCACUGGCGCUGCCGCUGGCGCAACUGGCGCCGCCGCUGGCGGCCCAGCUGGCGGCGGCGGGGCAGGGCGAGUACUACCGCUACCCUCUGUACCCUAACUACUACCAACAACCGACGGCGCAACAGUACUACACUAACGGCGCCGCCACCGCCGCCACCGCCGCCACGGGGGCCCCGGGCGCCCCCGGGGCGCCCACCGCGGGCGCCGUGGGCGCUACCGGCGCCACCCCGAUCGCCGACACUUUGAACGCGGCGUCGCUGCUGACGGUGGGGCAAUACCAGCCGCCUGGCAUCCGCCCCCGCGUCACCACGACGAUGUGGGAAGACGAAAAGACUCUCUGCUACCAGGUCGACGCCAACAACGUCUCCGUCGUCCGCCGCGCAGACAACAACAUGAUCAACGGCACCAAGUUGUUGAAUGUCGCCCAGAUGACCAGAGGCCGUAGAGACGGGAUCUUGAAGCUGGAAAAAGUGCGCCACGUCGUCAAGAUCGGGCUGAUGCACUUGAAGGGGGUGUGGAUCCCCUUCGAAAGAGCGCUCGCCAUGGCCCAGCGCGAGGGCAUCGUCGACUUGUUGUACCCGUUGUUUGUCCGAGAUAUUAAGCGCGUGAUCCAAACCGGGGUUACUCCUAAUGCCGCCGCCACCGUAAAGGCGCUGCUGCUGACGCCUCCCACUCAAGCGGCUCAGUACUACCUGGGCGCCGCUACUGGCGCCCCCGGCACCGCCGGCGCUCCCGGCGCUCCCGGCGCGUCCGGCGCGCACACUGCCGGCGCGCACACCGGCGCCAACCCUACUGGCGCCAACCCCGCCACCGGCGCCGCCCCGGCGCCGCUGGACUACGCGCUGUACGCCUCGGCCGCCCCGCAACACAACGGCACCCUGUCUCACCAGCUGCCCCAGCAGGCGCAAGCUCUGGCGCUGGACACGAUGAAGAUGUACCAGUACAACCAGCAGAUGUCGCAGCAGCAGCAGCCGUACUACCUGAACCUGUACUACCAACAGCAACCUUACGGCGCCCUGGCGCUGGCGGCGCCGCUGUACCUGGCUUACCCUCAGGGCGCCCAGAUGUACGGCUACUACGGCCAGUUGCCCCAACAGCCGCAACAGCCGCAACAGCCGUCGGCGCCUCUCGCGCACACGUCGCAGGCCACCCCGCAACAGCCGGCGCUGGCGACGCCCCAGGCCGCCCAGGGCACCCCGCAGCCGCAGCCGCUGGCGACGCCUAACCAGGGUGCCAGCGACGUCAAGGACGACGACAAGUAA
Molecule: messenger RNA, 1476 nt
Organism: Diutina rugosa
Lineage: Eukaryota; Fungi; Ascomycota; Pichiomycetes; Serinales; Debaryomycetaceae
Gene: EFG1
Product: KilA-N domain-containing central transcriptional regulator EFG1
Exons: 1
Coding region: 1-1476 (491 amino acids)
Biological process (GO): positive regulation of transcription by RNA polymerase II
Cellular component (GO): nucleus
Molecular function (GO): sequence-specific DNA binding; DNA-binding transcription factor activity
Source: RefSeq, a predicted model, not a curated record